Messenger RNA from Oryza brachyantha (malo sina), 2256 nucleotides. RefSeq lists its product as uncharacterized. NCBI's taxonomy places the organism in Eukaryota, Viridiplantae, Streptophyta, Magnoliopsida, Poales, Poaceae. The transcript has 11 exons. Gene Ontology annotation, biological process: defense response to fungus. Bases 122 to 1798 code for a protein of 558 amino acids. The record is from RefSeq and is a predicted model, not a curated record.
AGCAACAGCAGCAGCGAGAGUUUGAUCGCCUGAAAGCUUUCGCCUCACCGCGCCGGAGCACCUCGCUGCGACGCCGUGGAAGGAGUCCGUUCCGGGCUCCUCGCUGAGUAAAACGGAAGCAAUGAUGGAAUCUCUAGACCCUGCAAGUGCAAUACCAUAUGCUGGGGAUACGGCAUUUCAGAUUCACUGCAUAAAGCGAUCAGCAUAUGCUGCUCUGCUGACAGCAUUCUAUUCUCAAUCAGACCUUCUAUCAGGGGCCAAGGAAGGAAGUCUUGCAGAACUGAGAAAUGAGUUUAGAAUAUCUGACACUGAGCAUGAAGAGUAUCUCAUGAAGACUAUCUCAAAUAAGCAUAUCAGGUCUUUAAGUGUUGGUUUGAAAAAGGCAGGCAUUUCUAAUGUUGAAGUUAUUAAGGAUUCUCUAGAUCUUGUACCCAUGAUAAAAGAUGCUCAAGAUACUGCAUUUCAGAUUCACUGCUUGGAGCGAUCAGCAUAUGCUUGUGUGUUAAGAGCUUUCUUUGCUCAGUCAGAACUUCUCACACGGUCACAGGCCAAGCUUCUUACUAAACUGAGAAAAGAACUUAGAAUAUCAGAUGCCGAGCUCAGAGAAGUUCUUGUGAAUGUUACUUCAAAUGAGUAUAUCAAGUCUUUGCGGAAUUGUAGUUUGGCAAACAACUCUGGUCUUAAGGAUUCUGCUUUUGAUACACGUGCCAUGGUUCCUGAUAAGAUUGUCAAAGAUGGACAAGUAUUCAACUCAUUCACAAACAGUUUGGCUCAGGAGUCACAAAUAUAUUCGUGUGCAAUGCCAUUCAUGAGGAGUGUUGACAUAUUAGGCAGCUCCUACAUGACUAAAAAAGAACCCUUCAUGACCAAAAAUCAAUACUGCCUUGAUCCCCAUGCAGUAGUUCCUGCUAAGGAGUUGAAAUCUGGAAAUGGGUGUGCAUUAGCAUACUUAAAAUCCUAUCCUUCUGAACAAUUGCCAGUGGCAGUUCCCUCUGCGCAGAAACGUAGCACAGAUGAUCUGCUUGAUACUAAGACAUUACCUUGUGAAGUUACUGGCUGCAAUCAAUCUCCCAUCCAAUUAAAGCACAGACAAGCAAAUACUGGUCAUGUUCCUUUGUGCAUUCAUCAAGACAUGAAAGCAUCAAUGAAAAGGAAAACUGAAGUGCAAGGAGUGAUGGGAUCUAAGAGCCUGACUGUCAUCGUGCCAAUUAUUGGAAAUAUAGAACAUGGUUUUGACAUCAUCAAGCUUGAGCUAACUGCCAGCCUCCUGAGCAAGGUUGAGAAACUCUUUAGGGAAAAUCCAAACCCAGCUGAUUUAGGGACAGCAAAGGUGGCCCUCAAGGAACAAGAAAAGGUCCUUUUAGAUGCACUUCUUAAACUUUCUGAAAUGUCAUAUGUCGAGGAGUAUUUCAGUACCAGCUACCAGCCAGAUGAGUUCAACCAGCACGAUGAGUGUGAGGGCGACGACGAUGUGCCUCAGAAGUCAGCAAGCACAAACGACAGCGAGACGCCACAAAAACCGGUGAGCUCAAGCGAUGAGGAGGCGCCUCCGCAGCCAGGGCCACGACGUGGUGUGGCCGUGGCCGACAAGGGUAAGGUGGAGCCCUUCAACUCCGGCGGACCAGGCGGCCUCGAUGCAGCAGCGGACCAACCCACUUCUGCCACCACCUGCAGCACAUCACGCACACUGUCACUCAGAUCACAACGCAAGCGCAGUGUCCAGCGCGCGUCUGAACCAGUGGCCAAGCGGACACGGCGCCCUUCCGUGUGGCUCUCAGGGUCGGAAUGGGUCUGGUGAAUUGUGCGCCUGUGUGUCCAGCUGGGAACCCUGCAACGUGAAAUUCACUUGACAAUAUCAUCAUCAUCACUGACCAACUCUGCUGCACAAUAUGCAAGUUUUUGCUGGAGACCUCUGAUCAGGUGAAGUAGAUAGCUCUCGCCUCUGGCAUGCCUUUGUUCUUAGCAGACAGUGGUAUAUAGCUCAUGUAACUACUACCUCAUUCAGAUAUAGGUCCGUCGGUUGUCACUGGGACUGUCUUGACACAACUGCAUGUUCCCUCUAGCUUUAUACAGUACCUCAGACAUUUCAGCAAUUGUGGCAUCAUUUUGUGUUUUCCCCAGAUUGGAAACAGGGUGCUAAAUUGGUGACUUUAGUUGUGUACUGAAUUAGGCUGGAUUCUGAGGCAGCUUUAAGAUGUUUGUUGCUGGGACUAUCCCUGCACUGCAGUUCUGGAAAGUGGUCACUGCCUUUGCCCA